Meleagris gallopavo (turkey) is the source of this 1121-nucleotide messenger RNA. The record is from RefSeq and is a predicted model, not a curated record. NCBI's taxonomy places the organism in Eukaryota, Metazoa, Chordata, Aves, Galliformes, Phasianidae.
GAAAGAAGAAACAUGAGUUACACCUAUAUGGUAUGUGAAUUUGAAGAAGAAAUCUUAACAACAGGGUCAGGCUUUGGCUGAUAUUUAGUGUAAGGCUCCUAAUACACCCCAAUAAUAAAUAUAAAUAACCUCACUUAAAAUGCAAUUAUGCUUUUAAACCAAGGGCAAGCACCAUGUCAGAACUCACAGAAGAGAUGAUUAAACUCUUCAGUAUUAUGUUUAACCACAAACAAGCACUGGGACUUCACAUCUCAGCUAGAGAGCGCUUCAGUCUUUCUUAGAAUUUUUUUAUUUAAUAUCUCUGCUUCAGUGAAAUGUUUUUGGUGUCCUUCAAGAUUCCUAACUAAUGUAGAGAGCAGAAGCUGAGUCGCAGCUCUCUGGGGGCAACAGACUUCUUAAGGCUCCUAUGCAGCCUGUGUGUCUGUGAUGAGGACUCAUGGCGAAGCGCCCACACAGAGCCCUGCUGAGGCUCUGUCACCUGUGGAAGGAGGGAGGAAACCUCACAGAGAGCACCCUCUGUGUGGGCACCCUCUCAGGUUUGGUGGCAAGUGGCUGCAAAGCCCCUGUUAUUGUGGAGUGAGGGUUAAAUCCUUCUUCCCCCUGCUCUCCACAGAGGGUGGAGAAGGGGUGCAGCCAGCUGUCAGCUCAGGGCUCAGGACAGAUGGACAUGAUAGAGGCAGGCCUGUAGGCCUCGCGGGUGGGUGUCCACCUCACCCUCACACUCCUUGAAGCCUCUCCUGCCUUUCCACCCCAUGGCCAUCCGAGUAUUUUGCAACUCCUGCUUCUGCGAGCCUCGCAAGGCCUCGCCACGGUUUAUCUUCACCAGCUGUGGCCAUGUCAUCUGUGAGCUCUGCCUCCAAAAAGGCAAAAAAGAUGAAUGUUUGAUCUGCAGAACUCCUUGUCGUACAGUAUUCCUUUCAAAAGAGACAAGUCCUGAAAUUCAGUCACUGUUCAUGGGAAUAGACACACUGUGCAAGAAAUAUUCAAAAGAAAUAACACAGAUUUCAGAAUUUCAAGAAAAAAAUCGUAAACAUUUGCUAGCAUACCAAAGAGAAAAGAGAGUAAAGCUGGAAGAAUCUCUGAGGAAAGCAAGACAACAACUCCAUCAGAUACAAUGGUAA